UUGUAAGCCGUUACACUGACAGACACCAUCACCAUCAAAACAGUAAGUCACACAGGACUCGCACGUAUAUUGAAGUCAAUUUCCCAAAAAUACUAAAGGGGAGAUCAGGAAGACUGUUAAGAUUGUCUUCUACGUUCUAUUGAAUUCAAAGGAUUAUACUCUAGAAAGAACUGACUUUCUACGAAGACAGAAAUCAUGGCAACCUCUGUUGUAGAACUCCAACAGUUGAGCAACCAGGAGACCAUCCACAUGCGCUUGCAGGCUCCUGGCAGAGCAACAUCUCCUCCAAAACCGUUUAAGAAAGGAAAAAUCAAGCUCGACCCAUUGCGGGCUUUGGAACCCGCACGAAAGAAGUUGACAACAGUUGAAGCACAACGUGUUAUGGCCGUUCUAGAAGAUACAAGGAAGCGCAUUGAACUAGUUUCAUAUUUACCUUUCAUAAUCGACGAUUUAGAUAGAUUCAGUGUCAUGUUUGGAUCCGACCUAUUAGAGCUUUUUCGAACCCACAAAGCAACACAGGAAUCAUAUAAUGAACUAAGAGCCAGCCUCGGUGACCUACUGGACAGAAAAGAAAGGGCUGAUAGCCCUGCAGGGUCACAGAGGCGAGGUAGUGCAGCCAGUGUGAGGAGCAACGCCUCGGUCACCAGUGUUGAUGACAAAAUUGAUUCCUCUACAAGACACUUGCAGUUGGUUGAAAAACAGCUGCGGCAUUCAGUUAAGAACAUUCUUAGGUCGCUUGCCACAAAUCCAGGGGCAGCCCGUGCAAUCCAAGAGUUAAAGGUUGAGAGACCACAACAUGUUUCCACAAUGAUGCAAGCUCUGUCUGAAUUAAGAGACAUUAUCAUGGAAAAACUGCUCACAACUCCAGUUGAAGAGCAGGAAAAGAAACAGUAUCUUACACAAGUGACACACCAAGAAAGGCAGAACGCAGUGCUGAUUGAGCAGUUGGAAGGAGAAUUGAAUGUUGCUCUGGAAGAUAAAGAUGCAGAGGUAAAAAAGAAGAAUGAUGUCAUAAGAAGACUGCAAGCAGAUCUGCAUCAAAUUGAAAAGUUUUCUGAUGAACACAUAAAGAGAACAAAAUCUGAGGCAGAAAAACAGGAAUCUGCAGAUCAGAAGAACAGUGAAGGAAAGCAGGCUAAGCUUCAGCAAGAGGUCAGCACACUGCGGACACAGCUGCAGAACCUCAUAUCAGAGCACAAAGAAAGUGAACAGAAUUUGAGAGGGAAAAAAUUCAAACUUGAAACUGAAGUGGAAAACUGGAUCCAAAGAUAUGAUACAGACAUGGGAGACAGACAGUCCCAGUUCGAAGAGAUGGAUACCAGAUACACAGAGGAAAAGAAGCAGUUGCACGAGCUGGAAGAGAGGUUCACAACUCUAGAAACAGAAUACAAACAGAUCCAGGAAGAGCGCAGAAUUGCACGUGAAAAACGAGAAGCAGCAGAACGUGAAAUGCAAAUGAUGAUCAAGGGGGCCACAACCAUUCAAGCAUUCUGGAGGUCAUACAAAGUACGAAAAGCCCUCAAGUCCAAGAAGAAGGGAAAAGGAAAGGGAAAGAAAGGAAAGAAAUAAUAACUUUGCCAUUGUACUCCUAGUCUUUUUAUUCCUGAAAAUACCUGAAGACUCAUUGCUUCCAGUGUUUGUAAUUUUGACAGAUAUAGGGUUGAUUAUUUACAAUACAAUGUACAUAAGGAGUGUUUACCUUUGAUGAAUGUAUGGACAUUCAUUAAAGUGGCAUCAACUUAUACAAGUAUUAAACAAAGCCACUGUGCUGUAAAUUAUGUAUUAUAUAUAAAGAAAAAAUGAUUACAUUGGAAACACAGAUAACAUGUAAUUAAUAAAAUGAAGAAUGCUGUCUAAAAUUUUUUAUUAAUAAAAAUUGUAAUUUUGACCAAAAAUAUGCUUUGGUUUUGGUUUACAUAAUUUAAAAUUAUGAUAAAAUGCUUACUGUUGAAACAACAAUAAACAACUACAAAUCAUAAAAUCAAAUAAAUAAAUUAACAAAAAACUCUUGGGUCAGAGAGGUGACACAUCUUCUGGUAUGUACCAUCAGCUAGGGUAGGCACAUUGAAAGGGAUAAUAAAUGGAGUUAUAAUUUUGACAUGUAAUGACUGACACAAAUCUGUGGAAAUGCAUCAGCUGACCCC
Molecule: messenger RNA, 2144 nt
Organism: Lingula anatina
Lineage: Eukaryota; Metazoa; Brachiopoda; Lingulata; Lingulida; Lingulidae
Product: dynein regulatory complex subunit 10
Molecular function (GO): protein binding
Source: RefSeq, a predicted model, not a curated record